AUGGUUUACUGCGGCAGGCCCAGCGCCGGCUGCGAGGCAUGUCGAGAACGCAGGGUCAAGUGCGACCAAACUCGGCCGGCAUGCAUCCGCUGCACCAGAAUAAAACGGGCUUGCCCUGGCUACCGGGAUAUAUCCUCGCUUCUAUUUCGAGACGAGAGCCAAUCUACAGCCAGAAAAGCCAAAGUUGCCGCGUCUUCGGGGCUAAACUCCCCAUCAACGUCGAGUUUGGUCCCACAACGCUCCGGUACUGGGUCGCCAAUCUCGCUAUUCUAUGCAGGAGACACGACAGAUGAGGCCGAGUCUUCUUCAGACACAUCGGGUUCUAGGCGAGACCAAGUAAUAGUCCCCUUUAUACCUCCUAACCCCUUCAAGCUUGAUGAGAAGUAUAAAGCCACGUGCUUCUUCUUUGAUUCGUUCGCAUGGAUCUACUCGGGGGUUAUCCAAAAGUGUGAUCCCAGUGGGGACCCAUCCCCAAACAGCCCAUUAGCUGAGAAGGCUUUGACAAAGGCCAUCACCUCAGUGGGCAUGGCCAAUAUAUCCAGCAUUCAACGCUCCCAGCCUCUGCGCAUGGCGGCAUGGCGCGAGUAUGCCGAGGCUCUAAAAUGGACCAACGCUGCCAUCUCGGAUCGAGAGCAGGCAGCAGAAGAUGCUACCUUGGCUUCGAUUCUCUGCUUAUCAAUGUUCGAGAUCAUCACGUGCAAAAAGCCAGAAUCCAUGACUGAUUUUAUCAAACAUACCAAUGGUGCUCUUGCGCUUCUAGCCCUUCGUGGCGAAUCACAACUCCAACGGCAAGAAGGACUUCAACUAUUCCUUGCACUACGAAGUGAAGUUAUGAUCAGCUGUAUUUUAAAGCGUUACCCCUACCCUCCUGCACUCAUCACAUUAUCAGAAAAAGUCGUGAAGCUUCCAGGUGCCACCAUCAGCACCAAAAUAGGAUACCAACUAACUUGCCUCAUGGCAGAAGUGUGCGAUCUGCGCAUAUGCCAUGAAAAUAAUCUCAAGACCAUCAACACCGAUUUGCUUUCUCGUUCCUUCGCAUUAGAUUCCAGGGCAGAGGCUCUAGAAAGCACAUUUCCACCAGAUACAAUGUACGAAACCGUCGCCGCAAUGCCCGGACAAUCGUUUCAAGUCAAAGACUCUCGCCGAAUUUUACCUCUGGACCAGUGGUACCAUAUCUAUCCAAACUGGAUCCUCCCGAAUAUGUGGAACAAUUACCGAUACUGUCGAAUUCUCGUCAACGAAAUCAUUCUAAAUCAGCUAGAGCUAAUGACAACCCACCCGGAUGCAGACGACCCGCCGACACAGGACUUUAAAAACAUUUGCUACCGAUCCUGCAAUCUCACUCGGAAACUUGCGCACGAUAUAUGCGCCGCGGUGCCCUAUAUGCUUGGCCUUAUUGAUGAUCACAAGGGGCAAACAAAGUCUGCUGCAGGUAAAAUGACGAUUUUGUUCCCGUUGUACAUUGCUGCAAAUGUAGAUGGGCCGGGGUCUCCCAUGUGUGUUUGGGCGCAGGAUUGUCUUACCAAGUUUGGAAGAGCGUUGGGUAUUGAUCAGGCGCUGAUUUUGGCGGAUCUCUUGUCGCGUGAAAACUCGAUGACGGGCUUUGUUGAUGCUAUGCAUGGGCGGGGUGAUUCCCCUGGCGAUGCUGAAGGGCAAUUUAAUGUGCCCAGCAAUGUGUUUAACCAGUUUUAUGUUCAUGGGGCUUGA
Messenger RNA from Talaromyces rugulosus, 1707 nucleotides. RefSeq lists its product as uncharacterized. The record is from RefSeq and is a predicted model, not a curated record. Gene Ontology annotation, molecular function: zinc ion binding; DNA-binding transcription factor activity, RNA polymerase II-specific. The transcript has 4 exons. The coding region runs from base 1 to 1707 and encodes 568 amino acids. Lineage: Eukaryota; Fungi; Ascomycota; Eurotiomycetes; Eurotiales; Trichocomaceae. Gene Ontology annotation, biological process: regulation of DNA-templated transcription.